AUGAAUUUACUGAAACAAACUAGCUGCUUUAACAAGAAUGUGAUAUAUUGGAAAUUGCUUGGAAUAUAUCCCCUGAAAGUCGAAUGGAAAUUUUAUAAUUGGUAUUCAAAAAUAUUUGUUUCCAUUUUCGUAUUGUUAUUCGAUGGACUACAUACAAUAAAUUUUUAUUUUAUGAAACGGAAUUUAGAUAAUUUUAUUGAAGAAAUGAUAUUUUACUUCACGGAAUUAUCGGUUAUGUCGAAAGCACUAACAUUUAUGCUAAUGAGGGAAAGAAUUAAGACAAUAUUGGAGAUAUUGGAUAGCGAGACGUUUCAACCCAAAAGUGAAGUUGAAAUGCAGUUGAUUACAAACGCAAAGAAUUUUAACGUUAAGUACUGGAAAAUUGUAGCCGUGGUCUCAUAUUGUUCAUAUAUUUUUCAUAUUGUAUAUCCAUUUAUUGUUCACUUCCUUUUACAAGUUCCACUUAUUUUGCCUGUCUGUAGUUAUUCUUUUCUACCAGAACGUUUUACGGAAACUUUUUUAUAUCCCCUAUAUAUCUACCAAGCUCUCGGUAUACAUAUGAAUAUGCUGUAUAAUAUUAACAUUGAUACAUUUUUCUUGGGUCUUAUGAUUUUGAUUAUAGCUCAGUUAAAAAUCUUAGAAAAGAAACUAAUGACAGUUACUGAUAUCUGUAAAAAACACAAAUAUAACAAUAUUUUAUACCCAAAAAAUGGACAAAGUAGUGAAAAAAAUAUGAUUAAUCAAUUAAAUAAAUUAAUCAUCCAUUACGACGAGGUAACAAAAUUUUGCGCAUUAGUUGAAAGAGUAUUUAGUGUAACAUUAUUUGUACAAUUCAGUGUGUCCUCAUGUAUAAUUUGUGUUUGCUUAUUUCGCUUCACUUUGCCCGCUCCGGUACAUUAUUACAUAUUUCUCGCAACGUAUAUGUUUGUGAUGAUGAUACAAAUAAUGGUUCCUUCUUUGUUUGGAACGCAAAUGAUAACAAAGAGUUGCCUGUUAUCUCAAGCAAUUUAUGGCUGCGACUGGACAGGCCGUUCUCGUCGCUUCAAGAGCAGCCUGAAACUCUUCGUCGAAAGAGCUAAUCGUCCACUCUCUAUUACGGGAUGGAAGAUGUUUCCACUUUCAUUGAAUACAUUUACAUAUAUAAUAAAUUCUGCGUACUCGUUCUUUACUGUGCUACGAUAUAUGCAAACAAAAGAGACUUAA
Messenger RNA from Melitaea cinxia (Glanville fritillary), 1203 nucleotides. Its product is annotated as odorant receptor 46a-like. The record is from RefSeq and is a predicted model, not a curated record. The transcript is spliced from 5 exons. Gene Ontology annotation, biological process: sensory perception of smell; detection of chemical stimulus involved in sensory perception of smell. Gene Ontology annotation, molecular function: olfactory receptor activity; odorant binding. NCBI's taxonomy places the organism in Eukaryota, Metazoa, Arthropoda, Insecta, Lepidoptera, Nymphalidae. Bases 1 to 1203 code for a protein of 400 amino acids. Gene Ontology annotation, cellular component: plasma membrane.